This is a messenger RNA of Microthlaspi erraticum, 1341 nucleotides long. The record is from the annotation of a GenBank genome assembly. NCBI's taxonomy places the organism in Eukaryota, Viridiplantae, Streptophyta, Magnoliopsida, Brassicales, Brassicaceae.
AUGGAUAAGCUUUUGUUUUCUCUUCUCUCAGUCGUUUCACUCACGCUUCUCCUCUUUUCACACGGCAGUGAGGCACGCCAGCGAGAGCUGCCGUUGUUGAACGCAUGCCAUUUCAGCUUAAUCAACAGCCUUCGCCCCGCUCAGGCUACCAAGUUCGAAGCCGGGCAGAUGGAAGUAUGGGACCACACGAGCCCCGAGCUCCAGUGCGCCGGUGUGACCUUUGCUCGCAUCACCCUUCAACCCAAUUCCAUUUUCUUGCCCGCUUUCUUUAGCCCACCUGCCCUCGCUUACGUUGUCCAAGGAGAAGGAGUGAUGGGAACAAUUGCUCCUGGUUGUCCUGAGACUUAUCAAGAAGUUGGAGGAGGAAGAGGAGAGCAGCGUGGAGGUUUUGAGGACAUGCACCAGAAGUUGGAGAAUUUCCGGCAAGGAGAUGUGUUUGCUUCACUUGCCGGAGUUUCACAGUGGUGGUACAACCGUGGCAAUUCUGAUGUCGUCAUCGUGAUGGUUCUUGAUGUCACCAACAGAGAAAACCAGCUUGAUCAAAACCCUAGGAUGUUUCAAAUAGCCGGCAGCAGGACGCAAGAAGAACAACAACCAUUAACUUGGCCAUCAGGCAAAAACGCUUUCAGUGGUUUCGACCCAAACAUAAUCGCGGAAGCAUUCAAAAUCGACAUCGAGACAGCUAAGCAACUGCAGAACCAGAACGACAACAGAGGAAACAUAGUCCGAGCAAACGGUCCCCUCCAUUUUGCGAUCCCCUCGCCACGGCAAUGGCAGCAGGAUGGCACUGUUAAUGGCAUCGAAGAGACGUAUUGCUCGGCGAGGCUUCACGAGAAUAUUGACGAUCCAGAACGUAGCGACUUCUUUAGCACACGAGCCGGAAGAAUCAGCACUCUUAACAGCUUCAAUCUCCCCGUUCUACGUCUAGUCAGACUUAACGCUGUUAGAGGCGUACUCUAUAGCGGAGGGAUGGUGUUGCCGCAAUGGACAGCAACCGCGCACACGCUGUUAUACUCGACUGGCGGUCAGGCGAGGAUACAAGUGGUGGACGACAACGGCAUGUCCGUGUUCGAUGAACAAGUGGGACAAGGUCAGCUCCUAUUGGUUCCUCAGGGAUUUGCUGUUGUGAAAAUCGCGGGUGAAACGGGUUUUGAGUGGAUAUCGUUCAAGACAAACGACAACUCUUACAUUAACUCAAUCAGUGGCGAGACAUCCUUCUUGAGAGCGGUUCCCUUGGAUGUGAUCAAAGCGUCCUAUGGAGUUACCGAGGAAGAAGCAAAGAGGAUCAAGUUCAGUCAGCAAGAGACUAUGUUGGCUAUGUCACUAAGCUCCUCUUCUUAA